Molecule: messenger RNA, 2371 nt
Organism: Drosophila ananassae
Lineage: Eukaryota; Metazoa; Arthropoda; Insecta; Diptera; Drosophilidae
Gene: Ku80
Exons: 5
Coding region: 149-2248 (699 amino acids)
Biological process (GO): cellular response to gamma radiation; telomere maintenance; double-strand break repair via nonhomologous end joining
Cellular component (GO): Ku70:Ku80 complex; nucleus
Molecular function (GO): double-stranded DNA binding; telomeric repeat DNA binding; damaged DNA binding
Source: RefSeq, a predicted model, not a curated record
CAACGCGAAAUUGCUCUCCACGCAAAGCUGAUUGCUACAAUUAAUAAUUUGGUGGGAUUUCAGGGCUACCUUAAUAACGGUCUUACUCUUGUGAAAUUUCUGCGCCGGCUUAUUUUGAAUCCCAGUUGUUUGUAAAUAAUCGCAAUUUAUGGCGUCUAAUAAGGAGUGCCUAAUCAUCGUGCUAGAUAUCCGUCUCUGCGCCGCCGAGGAUGUGAAGCUGAAAUCCGUAAAAUGCGUGUUAGAAAUUUUGAAGGAUAAAAUCGUGUGCGACCGCAAGGACCACGUGGCUUUUGUGCUGGUGGGAUGUGACCGCAGCAAAAACUCUUUGGACGCUGCAAACAUAGUGGUGUGCAACGAGCCGCAACUUUGCACCUGGAAUCUUUUCAUAAAUUUCUGUAAUUUCGUUAACGAAACCGCAUCAGAAGAGGGUCAAUGGCUUCAAGGAUUAAACGUGGCGCUGGCUUUGCAGGAAACGGCCUUGCCGUUUAAGCCCUCGAGGCAAAGGAUACUCCUUCUCUUCGACUUUAAUAAUAUUCCGCAGGACUACGAGCAGUUCAACUCCAUUACUGACAACCUGCUCGAAUCAGGCAUUGAACUCAUUGUGGGCUCCCACAACAUAUCGUAUGUGGACAAUGCCGAGACCGGACAGCCGCAGCCCAUUUUCAACUUUUCGCGAAAGUGUGGACCCCACGAACUGGAGAAUCAGAAGUACGCUCUUAACCUGGUGCCACGGUGCAACGCGACCCUGUGCAGCUUCAAGGAGGCGUUGAGCUCUGUGUUCAAGAUCACCAACCGGCGACCCUGGGUGUGGAACGCCAAACUCCACAUUGGCAGUACGAUCAGCAUUCAAUUGCAGGGCAUGAUUGCCAUGAAGAACCAAACGCCUGUUAAGCUGGAGAAGGUCUGGGCGGCGGAAAAUGAAUCGGUAUCUCGCGAAACACGGUACUUUCUCAAGGGCACCGAAGUUAAACCCCUACCAGAGGACUUGGUGGCCGGGUAUAUGCUUGGAGGCACGCCGGUGCCAUACGAUGAUGCCUUGCUGGAAACGAAGGUACCGCAUCCACCGGGACUUCACUUUUUUGGCUUUAUCAAGCGCGACGCUGUUCCAGACGAAUAUUAUUGCGGAGACUCGCUGUACCUGCUGGUGCACCAGAAGCAAAACAAAGCCUCCGCCAAGAAACUAGAUGCUCUGGUGCGUGCUUUGAUUGCCUCCGAUCGGGCCAUUCUCUGCUGGAAGGUUUAUAGCACAAAGCUCAACACGCCGCGCAUGGUGGUACUGAUGCCGCGGUUGGCGGAUGAUGUUAACCCGGCCUCACUAUUCAUGCUAGAAGUGUCUUACUCGGGCCAGCACCACUUCUGGGAUUUCCCCGCUUUGCGAACCGAAAAGACGGAAUGCAGCGAAGCUCAGUUAGAAGCAAUCGACCGCUUGAUCGACAGCUCCGAUCUAGAGUGCUCGCUGCGGGACAACCAACAACCAAGGCCGUGGCCCCAGAAUGAUUUGUUACCGUUCGACGGUUUUCCCAGCAUUUUCGAACAGAACUUGAUGGACGUGCUGCAGUACCGAGUGCUUCGGAAAACCGAUAACGACGAACCGUUCAAAAAAAUGUUGCAAGACAAAAAUUUUUCGAAGGUGUUCUGGUCCGUUCCUGAGCCUCUCGAAGAGAAGUCCAAGCAGGCAGCUGCCAACGUAAAACAGCUAUUUCCCCUUCACUAUAGUCGUACAUGGCUGGAGAAGCUGCAAGCCAAGGAACAGGAGGAGGAGUCCAGAUGUGCGAAUCAAGAGCCUUCUGAAAAGACAAUGGUGAUGCCUGAUGAACGCGUCGGUCUAUUCAAUACUGCCGUAGACUUUAAACGCAUUCUAGAAAUCGUUCGAUCCACCACCAACGCCACAGAGAAGGAUUCCCAAUAUCAACGCCUUUCGGCGCAAAUCCGCGUUGUUAUCGUCACGCUGUUGAAUCGCCAAGUCCUUAAUCUAGAACAACUGACCGAAUUAAUCGGCUUGUAUAGACAGAGCUGCAUAGAAUUUAACGCUUUUAUGGAAUACGAAAAGUUCGCCGAGGAGCUAAAAGAGAUCACACUCGCAAAGCAUCUCAAAGAUUUCUGGCAAAAGGUCAUGGUAGACAAUCAGUUAGGUCCUCUGGUAAUGGGCGAGUCCAAUUUUGAUGAUGAGCUCAACCUAAAGUUAUACUUUGCAAUAGAUAAUUGGAACGAUCAGGAAUCGUGCCAAGACUCGGAACCGUCCGCGUGAAUAAAAUUGGAAAAAGUUGUUCUUGUUUACUUUUAUAUAUUGUACAAUUAUAUAUUUGAUUAAACCCGAUACACCUUUUAAUUGAUCUUUUUAAAUAAAUUUAAUAAACCUAAUAUUAAUAAA